AUGAAUAUUAAUCCACAUCUUCAAUAUUUACAACAACAACAGCAACAGCAGCAGAAGUCGCAGCCACUGCAGUCGAACCAAUCUCAAUCAAACCAAUCACCUCAGUUUUCUCAAUUACAAUUACAACAAUUACAGAGACAACAGUUAUUGAAUCAACAUUUACAACAACAACUGCAACUGCAAGUGCCACCACAAUUAACACAACAACUGAUGGGAACUCCUACAUCAACCAAUCCACUAUUGGCAGUAUUAAAUGGAGGUGCAAAUUCAAAUACUACGUCCACUGGUAAUGGUUCAUUAUCAUCAAAUCCAGUGUUACAACAAUUACAAUUGCAACAACUCCAACAACAAGCUCAACUUCAACAAUUACAAGCUCAGCAGCAACAGCAGCAACAGCAACAGGCUAUACCAAUCAUAAAAGAAGUAUGGAGUAGUAAUUUGGAACACGAGUUUCAAUCGUUAAGAACAUUUAUCAAUGACAAAACAUCAAAAGUUUUUAUUGCCAUUCAUCAGGAAAUUCCUGGCAUAGUUGCUCGACCAGUGGGGACUUUUAAAUCUUCUUCAGAUUAUCAUUUUCAAACAUUAAGAGCCAAUUCUGAUUUGUUAAACUUGAUUCAAUUAUCAUUAUGUGUUGUCAAAAUAUCGAAAAACGAAACAAUUAGCACUCCAGUGAUUUGGCAAUUUAAUUUUUUGUAUGAUUUAUCAAAGGAAAUGUACAAUGAAGAACAUUUAGCCAUGUUGGCACAAACUUCACAAAUUAAUUUCCAAUUACUUCUGACACAAGGAAUCCCACAUUUCCAAUUUGCAGAAUUGAUGAUUGAAAGUGGAUUAAUUCUAGAUGAUAAUAUAAAUUGGGUAUCUUUCCAUGCCGGUUAUGAUUUAGGGUUUUUUGUUAGUUUAUUACUGAAUGAUGAUUUACCCGUAGAUGAACCUGACUUUUAUUGGUGGUGUGCCAAGUAUUUCCCAAACUUUUAUGAUUUGAAAUAUAUUGGCAAUCAAAUAUUGAACAAACCUACAACAAAUGGAGCAGGAACUAAUUCAAAUACUUUAGAUGAAAAAACAAAUAAACCUUCAAUCGAAUAUUUGGCAGAGGAAUUACAUUUAUUGCCCAUAUCACCAGCAAUUCGACAACAUUUUACCAAUUCUACUUUCCAUUCACAACAAUUAACUUCUACAUUACAUGCUUACUUGUCAAUGGAGUGUUUCAAGGAAUUGUUGAGACGGUCAAAUAUGACAUUAUUAAGUAGAUUCAAAGGUACUAUUUGGGGGUUGGGUACUUUUAGUGGUGGUGGCACCAGCAUUAACAAUACAAAUAAUAACGGGGCCACUGAAGAUGAAAUUGUUGCUUCAAGAAUUAAUGGAAUUUCUACACCAUCCACUCCAGUUGGGAUAAUCAACAAAAGUGGUAUGGUUCAUUUUGGUGGUAGAGUGUAA
This is a messenger RNA of Candida dubliniensis CD36, 1434 nucleotides long. It is a transcript of the gene POP2, whose product is annotated as CCR4-NOT core DEDD family RNase subunit. The transcript has a single exon. The record is from RefSeq and is a predicted model, not a curated record. Bases 1 to 1434 code for a protein of 477 amino acids. Gene Ontology annotation, molecular function: nucleic acid binding; poly(A)-specific ribonuclease activity. Gene Ontology annotation, cellular component: CCR4-NOT core complex; P-body; CCR4-NOT complex. NCBI's taxonomy places the organism in Eukaryota, Fungi, Ascomycota, Pichiomycetes, Serinales, Debaryomycetaceae.